AUGCUACGCACCGUCAUCAUAAAAAUGUCAUUCCCAGUAGAUUUGUCUAAGUUCAAGCAACUCAAGUUGGACUACACUCGUUCAACACUCUCUGAACAAGAGAGAAGCGACCUUUUGUCAAACAUUAACAUCUUCCGUGACGCUAUCGUUGCUUUCUCCGCUACUGGUAACGCUAGAGGUGUAUCUGGUCACACCGGUGGUCCAUUUGACACAGCACCAGAAGUCUGUAUCCUCCUCGCACUCAUCAACGCCAACCCAGAGAAGUUCAUCGACACCUUCUUCGAUGAAGCUGGUCACCGUGUCGCUACUCAAUACCUCCUCAGCACUUUGGACGGCCACAUUGACCCAGAGCAUCUCCUCAACUACCGUGAAGCAAACUCCAAACUCCCAGGUCACCCAGAAUUAGGUCUUACACCAGGUGUCAAAUUCUCAUCAGGUCGUCUCGGCCACAUGUGGGCUAUGAUUAACGGUGUUGCACUCGCCAACAAGGACAAGAAUGUCAUUAUGCUCGGUUCUGAUGGUUCCCAACAAGAAGGUGAUGAUGCUGAGGCUGCUCGUCUCGCCGUCGCUCAAAACCUCAAUGUUAAAUUGUUUAUCGAUGAUAACGACGUCACCAUCUCAGGUCACCCAUCUGACUACAUGAAAGGCUACUCAGUCCAAAAGACACUCGAAGGUCACGGAUUAAAGGUCGUCCGUGCUGAAGGUGAAAACAUCGACUCUCUCUUCAAGGCUGUCUGUGAAGUCGUUGCUCACGAUGGUCCAGCUGCGGUCGUCGCUUCAAGAAAGAUCGCACCAGAAAUCGAAGGCAUUGAAGGUGAAUCACAUGCCCACGAUGUUAUCCCAGUCGCCGUCGCUAAGAAAUACCUCACCAAGCGUGGUUACACUGAAGAACAACUCAAAUUCUACGAUGAUAUCAAGCCAAAGUCAGUCAAGUACGAUUAUAAGGGUGUCACAGCCGACAAGGGUGCUAACAGAGUUAUCUUUGGUGAUGCUGUCAACCUUGUCCUUGACAAACUCUCAAAGGAAGAAGCCGCCAAGCGCGUCAUGGUUAUUGACUCCGAUCUUGAAGGUUCAACUGGUUUAAAGGGUAUCCACAAAGCCCACCCAGAAGUUUUCGUUCCAUCAGGUGUUAUGGAACGUGGUAACUUCUCAGCUGCCGCUGGUUUCGGUUUCGGUGGUAACGGUGAACGUCAAGGUGUCUUCUCAACUUUCUCCGCUUUCCUUGAAAUGUGUCUUUCAGAAAUGACCAUGGCUAGACUUAACCACUGUAACGUUCUCUGUCACUUUUCACACUCAGGUGUUGAUGAAAUGGCUGACAACACCUGUCACUUUGGUCUCAACCACUUCUUCGCCGACAACGGUUUAGAAGACACUGCACCAACCAGCCUUUACUUCCCAGCUGAUGGUGAACAAAUGAAAGCUAUCGUCCAAACUAUCUUCUGGGAUCAAGGUAUCAGAAUCGUCUUCUCAACCCGUUCAAAGGUUCCAUAUAUCCUUAAGCAAGGUACUCAAGAACAAUUGUACGGUGGUGACUACAAGUUCGUUCCAGGUAAGGAAGAAAUUGUCAGAACUGGUUCAGCAGGUUACGUUAUUUCAUUCGGUGAUAUGCUUUACCGUUCUUUGGAUGCAGUUGAACGUCUCCGUGAGCAAGGUAUUGACGUUGGUUUGAUCAACAAGCCAACAUUAAACGUUGUCGAUGAGGAGACUCUUAAGGUUUACGGUUCAUCACCAUUUGUUUUGGUUGUUGAAUCAAUUUCACAAAAGAACGGUUUAGGUUCAAAGCUUGGUACUCAAUUGAUCCAACGUGGUUUCACUCCAAAGUAUAAGCACAUUGGUACAUUCCACGAAGGUUGCGGUGGUAUCGCUGACCAAAUUCCAUACCAAAAACUUCACCCAGCUGAUAUUGAAGCUGAAAUUAGAAAGCUCCACGCUUAA
This is a messenger RNA of Wallemia mellicola CBS 633.66, 1935 nucleotides long. RefSeq names its product Thiamin diphosphate-binding protein. Gene Ontology annotation, molecular function: catalytic activity. NCBI's taxonomy places the organism in Eukaryota, Fungi, Basidiomycota, Wallemiomycetes, Wallemiales, Wallemiaceae. The coding region runs from base 1 to 1935 and encodes 644 amino acids. The record is from RefSeq and is a predicted model, not a curated record. The transcript has 5 exons.